This is a messenger RNA of Esox lucius (northern pike), 1861 nucleotides long. It is a transcript of the gene snx7, whose product is annotated as sorting nexin 7. NCBI's taxonomy places the organism in Eukaryota, Metazoa, Chordata, Actinopteri, Esociformes, Esocidae. The transcript is spliced from 9 exons. The record is from RefSeq and is a predicted model, not a curated record. The coding region runs from base 136 to 1389 and encodes 417 amino acids. Gene Ontology annotation, molecular function: phosphatidylinositol binding.
GAACGACACAUGCCAAGUAUUUCCGUUUCUGCGCAGUAGCUCAUCUUCCUUUAGUUCUGAAGUUGCUUUUCAGCACAACAGACUGCUUAUAUGAAGUCUCCGUCUCCUACAAUAUCGUUGUAAAUUUGGCCAGCUAUGAGUGGAACUAUCGUGGAUUCCGCCGUGUUCCCAAACCAAACAAACACAAUGGCAGCCGACAUCUCCGGACAGAUGUUAGAUCUAGACGAGGACGACGACUUAGAAGUUUUCAGUAAGCAAGCGACUCGCGGGAGUGCCUUCGAGUUUGAGGAGGAAGAGGCGAGUGACUUUAAAGACAUCUUUGUCACCGUGGACAACCCAGAGAGUCAUAUAACUGCCAUUGAGACCUUCAUCACCUAUAGAGUUCUGACCAAAACCACAAGGAGUGAAUUUGACAACUCUGAGUAUGAAGUCCGCAGGCGCUACCAAGACUUCCUCUGGCUUAAAGGGAAACUGGAGGAGGCCCACCCCACUCUCAUCGUUCACCCUUUGCCAGAGAAGUUUGUGGUGAAGGGAAUGGUGGAGAGGUUCAAUGGUGACUUCAUCGAGACCCGGAAGAAUGCUCUGCACAGGUUUCUCAACCGUGUUGCGGAUCACCCCAUUCUGUCCUGCAGCGAAGACUUCAAAGUCUUCCUCACUGCUCAGGUGUGGGAGCUGGCGUCUUAUAAGAAGCAGGGUCCAGGUUUACUGAGCAGGAUGGGCGAAACUGUGCGAGCGGUGGCCAACUCUGUAAGAGGUGUGAAGAACCGACCAGAGGAAUUCACUGCCAUGCAGCUGUAUGUGGAGGCCUUCAGCAACAAGAUCAGCUCCUUGGACAAAGUCACCCAGAGGAUCGUCAAAGAGCAGAAAGAGUACCUGGGGGAGCUCAAGGAGUUCGGCCCCAUCUACACCCUGUGGUCGGGCUCCGAGGAGGAGCUGGUGGGGCCACUGAAAGGAGUGGCGGGCUGCAUAGAGCGGUGCUGUAAGGAGACCGAGGAACAGGUCAAUCAGCUGUCAGACACACUGGUACCCACUCUGCACGAGUAUGUCCUGUGUUCUGAGUCUCUCAAGGCGGUGUUGAGACGGCGGGAUAACAUCCAGGCGGAAUUCGAAGCGAAGAACGAAGCGCUUGCCACCAAGAAAGUUGACCAAGAUGCACUUAAGGAGGAGACAGAUAGACUGGAAGACCGUGUGGAGUGGGCCAACAGUGCUCUGAAGGGGGACUGGGGCCGAUGGCAGAGAUGCAUGAGAGGAGACCUCAAAUCAGCCUUCAUCACCACAGCACAGAAGAACAUAGACUACUACGAAAAGUGUCAGGCAGUGUGGGAGACCUUCCUUCUCUCGCAGAGGAUGGAUGGUAGCGAGGAUGCAGAGAAAGACGACUCCUCCUAAGCCUCAAAAUGCAUCUCUUCCCAGUCCCACAACCCUGCCCAGGGGGACAAACAACCAAAGAGCUCUUCGGACGCAACCCAGAGGAACCCUGGAUUUUAACCUUCCUCAUUCCAGUGAAGCUUCACUUUUAAGUCACUGUAGCACUGACUUUGAUACAUCUCACUGUAUCUGUGAGAGAUCUCUAAAUAUGCAUGAUUAGCCAGCCACUGCCUCAGGGCUCCCAGAUUAAAGCCCUAGAUCCGAUUGUAGAUAUUCUGAAUAAGCUACGAUAAUGGAUCCAACACAGUGCCUUUCAUAGUGGUACAAUGAAAUACUUCAAUUGUUUACCUGUUUUUACAAUACUCCGUAUGGUAUUUUGAUAACAGAAAAAGCUGAAGAGAAUGACAUUUUAUACUAUUGACCUUUUGCUCCAUUUUGUAAAGGAUUACGUUGGUUUUUGAAGAAGUCAUAAUAAAAUAUAUUGAUACAUUAA